UAUCCCUUUUUCUCGCCAUUUUGGAUUCGUCCGCAUUGCACAUGGAAUAUACCGGUACAAUCGAAAGGAACUGUCGUAUUUAAUCUUAUUUAUAACUGAACAAUUUGAUAGGUGUAUGCGGUCAACAUGGAUCUGUUGAGUGUGCUUGAGAAGACAGUAUCUCCAGAUCAACAAGAGUUGGAAGCAGCCCAGCGUUUUCUGGAACAGGCAGCUCAGACCAAUCUACAAGAAUUUUUGAAGUCCUUGUCAGAAAUCUUAAAACAUGGAGGCAACAGCCCUGUCACUCGAAUGCAAUCUGGUAUACAGCUGAAAAAUGCUCUAUAUUCCAAAGACUCCAACAUUAAAGCGGAAUAUCAACAAAGAUGGCUAACAUUUCCUGACGAUGUACGAAAUGUAGUGAAAGCCAAUAUUUUGGCUGCAUUGGGAACAGAAACAAUCCGUCCUAGCUCAGCUGCCCAAUGCGUAGCCUAUGUAGCUUGUGCCGAGCUUCCAGCUGGUAUGUGGCCAGACUUGAUCGCUGUUCUAACAAGCAACGUGACCAACCAAAACAGUACAGAAAUGAUGAAGGAAGCCACACUUGAGGCCAUUGGUUAUAUCUGCCAAGACAUUGACCCAGAGAUUCUUCAAAAUCAGUCCAACGAAAUCCUCACAGCCAUUGUUCAUGGAAUGAAAAAGGAAGAACCAAGCAACCAUGUGAGAUUAGCAGCAACCAAUGCAUUAUUGAAUUCGUUAGAAUUUACGAAAGCCAAUUUCGACAAAGAGACAGAGAGACACUUCAUAAUGCAAGUAGUUUGUGAGGCAACACAAUCUCCAGACACAAGGGUCAGAGUUGCCGCUUUGCAGUGUUUAGUGAAGAUUAUGUCACUCUACUAUACAUACAUGGAGCAUUACAUGGGUCCAGCACUCUUUGCAAUAACUAUGGAAGCCAUGAAGAGUGAUGUUGAUGAAAUAGCCCUGCAAGGAAUUGAAUUCUGGUCCACAGUCUGUGAUGAGGAAGUUGACCUGGCUAUUGAAUUGUCAGAGGCUGCUGAGCAAGGGAGACCACCAGAACGAACCAGUCGAUUCUACGCUAAAGGCGCUCUGCAGUAUUUAUCUCCUAUCUUGUUACACAGCUUGACAAAGCAGGUAAUGCAUGAGGAGGUAGACGACGAUGACGAGUGGAAUCCUUGUAAGGCGGCUGGGGUCUGUCUGAUGCUGAUGGCCACAGGGUGUGAGGACGACAUAGUGCCCCACAUCCUGCCCUUUGUGAAGGACAACAUUCACCAUCAGGACUGGCGAUUCCGAGAUGCAGCUGUCAUGGCAUUUGGUUCCAUAUUGGAAGGUCCAGAUCCUGUGAAGCUGAAGCCAAUAGUGGAACAAGCCAUGCCGAUGCUGAUUGAGCUGUUGAAGGAUGCGAGUGUUGUGGUUAGGGACACUGCCGCCUGGACGGUUGGGCGUGUCUGUGAGAUCUUGCCUGAUGCAGUCAUCAAUGAACAAUGCCUACAGCCCCUCCUCCAGGCUAUGGUGGAGGGGCUAGCAGCCGAGCCCAGGGUAGCCAGCAAUAUAUGCUGGGCUUUCUCCAGUUUGGCUGAAGCUGCCUAUGACAGUGCUGAUACAGGAGACGACAAUGCUGAGCCCGCCACUUACUGUUUGUCCACAUACUUUGAACCAAUAAUAGAAAAACUGAUCCAAACAACUGACAGAUCUGAUGGAAAUCAGCAUAACUUGAGAAAUGCAGCUUAUGAGGCACUUAUGGAAAUGAUUAAAAACAGUCCUAAGGACUGCUAUGCUAUUGUCCAAAAAACAACUCUAGUAGUUUUAGAAAAAUUAGAACGUGUGCUACAAAUGGAGAAUAUGAUUCAAGUCUCCACUGAUCGAGCUCAGUACAAUGAUCUGCAGUCUCUGCUUUGUGCUACACUCCAGAGUGUUCUAAGGAAGGUGACCUCUGAGGACGCCCCCAGUAUUUCGGACCAGGUGAUGAGUGCGCUCUUACGCAUGUUCAGCACCUCGGGGAAGGCAGGUGGUGUACAGGAGGAUGCUCUACUGGCCGUGUCUACCCUGGUUGAAGUUCUCGGAGACAAUUUUAUGAAAUAUAUGGAAGCAUUUAAACCUUGUUUGAUUGUGAGCUUGAAGAAUUCAGAGGAGUACUCGGUUUGUUUAGCUGCUGUUGGUCUAGUCGGAGAUCUAUGUCGAGCUUUAGGACAGAAAAUGUUGCCAUUCUGUGAUGAAAUUAUGGUGUUAUUGUUGGAGAAUUUAGGGAAUUCCACUGUACAUAGAUCAGUGAAACCCCAGAUACUGUCCGUCUUUGGUGAUGUAGCAUUAGCCAUUGGGCCUCACUUUAAAAAAUACCUAGAUAUUGUCAUGAAUACCCUUCAACAGGCCUCACAGGCACAGGUGGAGAAAACUGAUUAUGACAUGAUAGACUACCUUAAUGAGCUAAGGGAAGGUUGUUUAGAGGCCUAUACAGGAAUCGUGCAGGGAUUGAAAGGGGAUGGAGAACAACCGAAUGCGGACGUGAAUUUAAUACAGCCCCAUGUUGGUCAUAUAAUGUCCUUCAUAGAACAUAUUGCUCUAGACGAGGAUCACUCAGAUGAAAAUAUAUCAGCCUGUUGUGGACUUAUUGGAGAUUUGUGUACUGCAUUUGGAGCUGGCAUGUUGCCACUCGUUGACAAAGAACCAAUUCAAGGCUUGCUCACCAAAGGUCGACGCUCCAAAGCCACAAAGGCUAAGACUCUAGCCACAUGGGCCACAAAAGAAAUACGCAAACUGAAAAACGCCUCGUGAUGAUGGACGGUACCCAGAGUGAUGACCAUGUUGGGAUUUUAUAUCAGCUGAAGGUCAAGCAGAAGUGAGGUGUGUGAGGGAGAGACUUGCUUAACACUUCAGUCCGGGAGAGAGGGAGUGAGUGAGGGGAGAGAGACAUCUCAAUUGUUUACCCACACAACAACAAACCAAAUUGCCCCCACCAAACACAGGAAACACAGAGGGAACCACCAACAGUACAAAGGAAGUCCACGUUACCACUUAGUCUUUCAAUGCUGACACCGCAGACGUAAACAUGGAGUCCAACUCAAGGCCUUGUUCCGUAUUUUGAAAUUCUAUUAUUAUUUUUUGUAUCGGUACGAAAUGGAAAGCGUCUGGUUCUAUUUUCUUACUACAGUGCUACUUUUCAACUCAAUUAGGUAAUGAUAGAGGUACACGAUAUCAUGAAAUAUGCAUCUGCUCUAUAAGUUUAGUGCUAUUUUGUAUUGGGAAGGACACAAAAACAAUGAAAACCAACAACUGGAACUGCACAUAUAUUUUUAAUGGAAAAAAUGAUGUUUAUGACUUCUAUUUUUAUUCUGGCUUUAUUAAGAAAAACUUUGGUAGGUUUUGUGCGCUUAGCAAAAGCUUGUGCCAAAACGUGUUUGGUUAUUUAGGACUGUGGCAAUCCAGUUGUUAAAUUCUACAUGAUGAAACAUAAUGCAUACAGUACAGACAAAAAAUGAGAGAGAGUUUUUAUAAGAAAAAGAUUAUUAUAUUUAAUGCAUGUCAUUGCAGUUAACCUUUUUUCUUCUUCUUUUUCUAUUCUUUUUUUUUUUCUCCUUUGCUGUAUCUGUGGAUCAGCAAUGUAUCUUCCAAGCCCAUAUUUAAAUCAAGGAUGAGAUUUGAUGUAAAUUGCUAAAAAAUUGAUUGUAUUAAAACAGGUAAAUUCCAGAGCUUUUUGGGUUAUCCCAAAAACAUAUUUUGUUGUUUUAAAUGGCUUAAAAGCUGUAUUAAAUAGUGCUAAUUAUUUCAUUGUUUAUUUUUGUUUGUAGAAGAGGGGGGAGGGUGAGAUACGUUAAAAUAAAUGAUUUUUUGCAA
Molecule: messenger RNA, 3822 nt
Organism: Magallana angulata
Lineage: Eukaryota; Metazoa; Mollusca; Bivalvia; Ostreida; Ostreidae
Product: importin subunit beta-1-like
Exons: 24
Coding region: 127-2763 (878 amino acids)
Biological process (GO): protein import into nucleus
Cellular component (GO): cytoplasm; nucleus
Molecular function (GO): small GTPase binding; nuclear import signal receptor activity
Source: RefSeq, a predicted model, not a curated record